GUUACUGGAAGAAUUCUUUCAUAUUUUUGCCUAUUUUCAUGAAAUGUGUAUAUAUAUAUUUUAUUAGUUUUGUGUCAUCAUUUGCAAUGUAGGAAACAUUAUAGUUUCUCAGAUUCUUAACUAUUUUACCCAAUAGCACAUGGCAAUCUCAUUUUAUUAGAUAUAGAGUGGUGCAGGAAUUAUGUAUUUUUAUAAGCCAACUCGAAAUUGUUUAAUUUUCUAUUUGACUUUUGGGUUAAGGUAGAAAAUAAGCUCAGAUUGUCAGACGUUGAUAAGUAGCAACUAGGCAUGGGCUAGGAUUCUGACGGUAUAACCCUGGAUAAAAAUAUCACGGUUUUACGAUUUCACAAUAUUGCGAUUACUGCUCUAAAAUAUAUUCUUUUUAAAUGUCUGGGUAAAAACAACAACUUUUUCCUCAUUUGAACACGAUAUAUUUUAUUUUUAGAAACAUUUUAAAUACUUUAUAGCACUAAACAUGUCAGACUAAAUAAUUCAAAUGAAUCAUUGACUUCUGCUGUCUUCAUUAGUUUUAAAAAAACGCAGAUUUCUUCACAAUUUAAAAUGGCAUCUUUGGAGAUCUUUUCUGCUGGAGAUACUGUCGUCCUAAAAAAAUGUAAGUAAAAAAUCUUAUAAUACUAUAGGAACGGUAUUACAGAAAACUUUGGCAGUUUUAAAACCUUGACUUUUCCAAAGCGCAGUAUACAUUGAAAACAAUUAUCCUCAUGCCUAGUAGCAACAGUUUUGCUACGAUAAUUCUGACAAAUGUACAAAGCAUGUGUUGUGUCCAUGGGUUAACCAAUUAGUUCCCACAUUAUUUCUCUCGUGUUCCCUCACUUUAAUAAAUGAUAGUUAAUACGAGGGAAAAAAUAUAACAUCACAAUCCCUAUGAAAAUUAGCCAUGGUUUUAUUAUAGUAAAAAUAUAGUAACCAUGUUUUUUUUUUAUGUAUUGAAUGUCAUUUGUGUUAGGGCUGUGCGAUUUAAUCAAAUCGCUAUUUGAAACAUUGCGAUUAGCUAUUUGCAAGAGGCUUUGAAUUUGAAAUAUACAGUUGAAGUCAGAAUUAUUUGACCCCCCCCCCCCCCUUGAUUUUUUUUUUUUAUAUUUCCCAAAUUAUGUUUGACAGAGCAAGGAAAUUUUCACAGUAUGUCUGAUAAUAUUUUUUCUUCUGGAGAAAGUCUUAUUUGUUUUUUUUUUUUUCCGGCUAUAAGAAAAGCAGUUUUUAAUUUUCUAAAAGCCAUUUUAAGGUCAAAAUUAUUAGCCCCUUUAAGCUAAUAUAUUUUUUCGAUAGUCUACAGAACAAACCAUCGUUAUACAAUAACUUGCCUAAUUACCCGAACUUGCCUAGGUAACCUAAUUAACCUAGUUAAGCCUUUAAAUGUCACUUUAAGCUGUAUAGAAGUGUCUUGGAAAAAUAUCUAGUAAAAUAUUAUUUACUGUUCUCAUGGCAAAGAUAAAAUAAAUCAGUUAUUAGAAAUGAGUUAUUAAAACUAUUAUGUUUAGAAAUGUGCUGAAAAAAAAAAAUUCUCUCCGCUAAACAGAAAUUAGGGGGGGAAAUAAACAGGGGGCUAAUAACUCUGACUUCAACUCUUUAUGUAUUAUUUAAUUUUCCCUGCCCAGAGCAAUCAGAAUUGUGCAACCAAACUAUGUGGAACGGCCACAAUCAAAAAAACUAACAGGAAAGCAUGGACAAUUGGGACAAUGGCGUCUGCCGCUGCUAAAACAUUAAUAGACAAAUAAUAUUAAAGAAAAACAGGACAUUGGUAAUAUAUGAAUAUUCAAAGUCACAGACACCAAUCAAAAACAGGUAAUUUUUAAAAGCUGUCACAGAAAUGUUGCCACUGCUUACAGAUUAUUGACCUGAAGCUUGACUAAAAAAAUUAAUCGUGAAUCAAAUCGCAAUAUCUGUCAGAAAAAUCACAAUUAGAUAUUUUCCCCAAAUCGUACAGCCCUAAUAUGUAUAACCAGUUUUUUUUUUCCAGAUACCAUGGUUAAAGUAUUAUUUGUAUUUCAAAACCAUGGUUUAUUUGUGGUCACGAUGUUUAACAUUUUAUUUGCGGUAAAAUCAUGAUUAAUGUUUGAGCGCGUGAUUUACUAAAAGCAAGAUGAAUAAAUGCUUAAUUCGUAGAAAUAUAUCUUAAAUGUCAUAUACAAAUGAACAUGCUACAGUGGUGGUGGCAAAAGUAAAAAGCUAGUGUUAGGCUACAAAUGAACUACAUUGUCACAUGACUUCAACCUCAUCACAGCAAAAUUUUCAACAGAUUUAAAAUAAACACGUUUAAUAGAGUAACUAGAAUGAGAGAAAACCCACUAUAGAAGGGGACUAGUGAGCAGAUGGGAUUUCCUACUCGACAGCAUUUAUUGUCUUUUUUUGUUAAAUGAUUGGGAUAUUACAUUGUAUUGGAUGUUUUAGAAUAAAAUAUGAAAUUAUUUUUCGAGCUUGUAAUAACGACAGACUUAAAAACCCAUCCCAAAAGGAACUGAAAACUAUAAAAUGCUAACUCUGUUCCAGGUUUAGUACACAUUCCUGCUCCACUCUAUGAUUAACUGAAUGCAGUGUUGGUGUAAGAAAUGUUGGUUGUAGUUUUAGUUGCAGUGGAUGUGUGUCAGCUUGCACUCUGGUCUCUUUUUCAACAGUGCUGGGAUGUCACCCAUGCUUCAGGCUCCUGUAACCCUGGUUGGCUGGCCACGGAGACAGGGAGCCCUCGUCUCAGUACUGUGGCUCUCCACAUUAGACUUUCUGUUUGGGGCUAACCAUGUUCUCCAAGGGCACCAAGCGCAAAUUUGCAGAUGGUGGUGAAGAGAUAUCUGACGAUGGCUUGGUAGCUGCCAGGGUGGCAUCCUCGUACAGCUUGCAACGGCAGUCUCUGCUGGACAUGUCCCUCAUUAAACUUCAGUUAUGCCACAUGCUGGUGGAGCCAAACCUCUGCCGUUCGGUUCUCAUUGCCAACACAGUCAGGCAGAUUCAGGAGGAGAUGACCCAUGAUGGCAGCUGGCAUAUGGUCACCGAAGCGUUCUGUGGUGCAAGCCAGAGCCCAUCUGAGCGCUUGGUGGCCACUGAAGUUCUCUGCAGGUCACGGGAGCCGGAUGCAGAACCGAAGCUCUUUUCCGUCAUCAGCUAUGAGGGUUGCCGUGAAGAGGAGGUGGUAGCUGAUGAGACCCUGUGCUCUGUUUCUGUUAGUGAUACAGUCUCCAACGUGUGCCUGUCAGGGCGCAUGGGUCAGCGCUGGGAGAAGAGUGAUGUAGAGAGGGACGAAGAGACACUUGAAGACUCUAGACUUGGUUCAGGAGAUGAUGACGAGGAGAUUGACACAGAGGAUGAGGCUUCUCCGGAGGGUCCAAAGACCAUUGGACAGGUUUUUGGGACAUUUGAAAUAAAAAAUGGUUCCCCAGGUCCAGACUCUGCUCUCGAAGAGCUAUUCUCAGAUGUUGACACAUCCUAUUAUGAUCUGGACACCAUGUUGACCGGCAUGCAGAGCGCACCCAAAAUGGGCCCUUAUGACCUCCUUGACAGUUUGGCACCUUCACAUAGUUCCCCUUCCAUUGUUUCCACGCCGAACUGUCGUUCUGAUCUCAAUGAACUGGAUCACAUCAUGGAAAUCAUUGUGGGUUCUUAGGUUCGACCUUUUUCAAAGACUUACACGCUUGUCUUAAUGUUACUGCCUUUUCUGUUCCUUAUGGAAAGCAAGUAAAGUCUGGAGUCCUUUCAGGGAAAAGAUUUGAUGUCUUGUGAAGGAUGGCCUUGAUUUUUAUGAGCUGACCAUAGUCAUCUUAUUUGCAUACCCUUUGUAUGUUUUAAUGAUUUUUUUCUGUAUUUGUCUGUCCAGACAAGUUUUUUUUAAUUUAAUUUAUUUGUUAUAUUCAUAACACUACAGAGAGCAGAACAAGAUGUAUACAAAAGUUGUAAAGCUUGGGAUAUUUUCAUAAGGAGACAAAAGAUUGUCUAAAAUGUGUAUAUAAAUAUAUUUUUACAAUAGAUUUUUCUUGUAAUAUGUUGCUGUACAUUAUGUACAUGUCCUACAAAUUGAUUUUAAAUGAAGAGAUUAGAUUCUUAUGUGCAACGUUUCUGUUUAUAAAAAUCCAUAAACCGAAGGAACUUAAUUCAAUACUACAAUAUAUACAAGGCACCAAGUAUACAUACAGUGAUGCAUGUUUUCCAUUCAUGUGCUCAUUUGCACAAAGUAUUUUUGUUUUCCUCUCAAGGUUUGAUUGCAGUUGGCUGUCAAUCAGCUCAGCCGUAGGUUUUGUUUGUUGUUAGGCGUCAAAGUUCUUCUAUUUUGUCUUAUCAACAAAUGAAGUAUAAUGGGGCCAACCCAUUCUAUAUUGUGACUUAAUUUAUUUAAUUUAUUUACUUCAAAUGGUGAGUGUUGGCUGUGGUCAAACUCAGGGUGGCUUUUUAACUCUAGGGGACAUAAUAGGUCCGUUUCACCAAAGCCUUUUGCUCAUAGCAAAUCGAUCACAGAAUUAAUCCUUCUGAUGAUUUGCACCAAUUAUUGCUAUAAGUAUUGAUUUUAAAUAAGUUAACCAUUUGAGUAUGGGUGAAUGGCUUAAGGAUUUCUAUUAGUCCUCUAGACCCCUCAUAAUGAGAAGGCAUUUGUCUAGUUCUAUGCAUUGAGUGUCGUUACACGCUUUGUAUGAAGUGUUUAAAAUGCAUUUAGUACAGUAUUCUUUUUUUAUACUUCAGAAUCAGUCAAUAAGAGAUGGUUUUAUUUUACUUAACAUUUCCCCCAGUUGUUACAUAUAUAUAUUUGGUUGUUUAAAGUCAAUUUUUGCAUAAACUAUGUUUGUGCAAGUUAUAGGUUAUUACACUUUGAUAAUUGUUUUCUUCAUUGUCUCACACUUAAAUUUUAAGAGGAUGUUUUCUAUUGUAUGAUCUUAAACUAGUAUAGAGUAUAAACAUUUUAUAUGAGCAUUGUAGCUUUUUUAACGUUUUUUAAUAAAAGGUACAACUUAUGACAUUUA
This is a messenger RNA of Danio aesculapii, 4958 nucleotides long. It is a transcript of the gene cdca4, whose product is annotated as cell division cycle associated 4. Gene Ontology annotation, cellular component: nucleus. Gene Ontology annotation, molecular function: transcription regulator activity. The transcript is spliced from 3 exons. The record is from RefSeq and is a predicted model, not a curated record. Lineage: Eukaryota; Metazoa; Chordata; Actinopteri; Cypriniformes; Danionidae. The coding region runs from base 2753 to 3613 and encodes 286 amino acids.